AUGUCUGACAGACUUUACGACCCGCACCCGAGCGAUCAGGGGUACAGCCAGGGCGGCAAUAACCAGACUGCGAGGGUUCAGGAUGAAAUCAACGAAGCAGUCAGCCAAAUGCAAAAGAACAUCCAACUCACAUCCCAACGUGGCGAGCGCCUGGACAACCUCCAAGACAAGACCGAUGCCCUAGCCGGCCAAGCGAGCAAUUUCCGCCGUGGUGCCAACCGUGUCAGGAAGCAGAUGUGGUGGAAGGAUAUGAAGAUGCGGAUGUGCAUCAUUAUCGGCAUCAUCGUGCUGAUGAUUGUGAUUAUCGUGCCUAGUGUCAUCUACGGCAAGCACCACUAA
This is a messenger RNA of Recurvomyces mirabilis, 339 nucleotides long. It is a transcript of the gene SNC2, whose product is annotated as Vesicle membrane receptor protein (v-SNARE). Gene Ontology annotation, molecular function: syntaxin binding; SNAP receptor activity. Bases 1 to 339 code for a protein of 112 amino acids. The record is from RefSeq and is a predicted model, not a curated record. NCBI's taxonomy places the organism in Eukaryota, Fungi, Ascomycota, Dothideomycetes, Mycosphaerellales, Teratosphaeriaceae. The transcript has 3 exons. Gene Ontology annotation, cellular component: plasma membrane; SNARE complex. Gene Ontology annotation, biological process: vesicle fusion; vesicle-mediated transport.